UUUAACUAUAAAAACUUAUGCCCUGAUAAAAACUUUCUUAUCAGAAAAAACAUCUGUAUUAUUUUAAUUAUAAUUGUAGUACAGUGAUAGUAGAAUGCAUUUGAGUUAAUGCAACCAGUGGUUUUACUAUAGAUUUCCUUUGAAAAACACCAGCUUGUUAAAUAGUUGGGUGAUGGCCAUGAAACGGGAUCAGUGGAAACCAUCUGAAUAUUCUGUCUUGUGCGAGAAACACUUCACACCAGAUGAUUAUAUGAUGGGUGCUACCAACAAGCUCAAGAAGUAUUUAAAGCCAGAUGCUGUCCCCUCAGUUUUUGAUUUUCCACCACACCUUGAAAAAAAAAACUAACCCACGAAAAUGUCCCAUGAAGAGAAAAGCAGCCACUACCGAUGCAAUCCCAGAUGUUCCCAACAAGAAACCUAAAAGGAAAUUUCAGCCAGUUGGUCAUGACCACAUCUACUGCACAUCUCCUAGUAAGGUUAUUCCAAAAAUGAAGAAGUCCCUAGAAAAUAAAAGAAAAAAGAUGAAGAGCCUAUCUAAAAAAAGUCUUCGAAGGGAUAAAACCAUUAAGGGGUUACUGAAAAAGCUGCGAGAUCUGAAAUAUUUGUCAAAAGAACAAAGUGAAAAUUUGAUGUCAAACUUUGGUCACAUGACAAAGAAGCUAUUCAUAAAUGAACACAAAAAUAACCAAAAAUCUAAAGCCCGCGGUACAGCGAGUCCAUCAAGAAAUUUGCAGUGUCAUUGCAUUUUUAUAGCCCAAGGAGCUACCGGUUUGUUAGAAAAUCACUUCACUUACCAUGUCCAGCAACCAUAAGAUCAUGGGCAGCAGCCAUAGAUUGUGACCCCGGUUUUUUGACGAAUGUCAUUGAUGAAUUGAAGAAUAGCCUGGAUGAAGAUGAGAAAGAUUGUGCAAUAUUAGUGGAUGAAAUGUCUAUAAAGAAAGAAGUACUAUGGGAUAGAAAGAACAAAAAGUUUGCUGGCAACACAGAUUAUGGAUGUAUUUUAGCAGAGGAACAAGACAGUAUAGCAACUAAUGCCUUGGUUUUUAUGGCAGUUGGACUUAAAAAGCCAUGGUUUCAUCCCAUUGCCUAUUUUCUGGUAGAUCGUGUCAAUGGUAAAAUGCAAGCACAGUUAAUCAAAGAAGCAAUAAACUUACUGACCGAAGCAGCACUAGAUGUCCAAGCAGUAGUAUUUGAUGGUUGUGCAAAAAACUUGACGACUGCUAGGUGCCUUGGAUGCAAAAUUGACAAACUUGACGGAUCAUUCAACCACCCAUCACGGCCAAACAAAACUAUAUAUGUCAUUUUGGAUGUGUGUCACAUGUUAAAGCUUGCCCGUAACAGCUUGGGAGACAAAAAAGUUUUUCACACAGAUACUGGUGCCAAAAUCUGCUGGAAUUAUAUCACAGAACUAUACAAUGUCCAAAAGAGUGAUGUUCUUCACCUUGGCAACAAGCUUAAAACAAAACAUAUCAAGUGGCAUAAUCAAAAAAUGAAUGUGGCAAUUGCAGCACAAACCCUUAGCAAUUCUGUAGCUGCUGGAUUAAUGUACCUGAAAAAUAUUAAAGUGCCACAGUUCCUAGACAGUGAUGAAACAGCAGAGUUCAUUUUGAAAAUAAACAACUUGUUUGAUAUUUUAAAUUCAAAAAGUAAAUAUGGAAAACAUUACAAGAGCCCAAUUAGACUGGAAAAUCUGGAUGAACUUAAGUAUUAUGUACAUGAGACCAUUGCAUACUUGAAAGAACUCAAAGAUAGCGAAGGAGUUAAACUAAUAGAUGGUCCCAGGAAAACAUUCAUCUUGGGGUUUGCUCUGUCAUCUAAAUCUAUUCUAGCUUUGGCAAAACACCUACUGACCAGAAAUUACAAUCAAUUUGAGUAUGUUCUCACUUACCGGCUCUCUCAAGACCAACUGUUCUUCAGUAAGAUACGAAGUCGCCUGGGAUGUAACAACAAUCCAAACGCAUUGCAAUUCAAGUGGGCUCUCAGGGCACUAUUACAGAAGAAUCAAGUAGCCGCUUCUCCAACUGCCAAUUGCUCUGUCGUUGAAGAAGGCAAACUAGCAGAAGAAGCUACUCACUUAGACAAGAAGGUCACCAGCAUCUUAGAUUGUUCCACCAUUUGGCAUGAGGAUGUGUUAUCAUAUAUUGGGGGAUAUAUUGUCAAGAUGAUAACCAAUUGCCUGAAGUGUGCUGAAUGUGCUGCAGCCUUGGUUGCGGAGAAUAACAGCCAACCUUCCUUGCCUGAUCACACAUAUGGUCAAUCAUGCUCUUCCAUGCCACCCAGCCUGAUUUCUUUCAAGAGCUAUGGUAGUCUGAUAAACCCAUCUACAUCAGUGUUAAAGACCGUAAAAGUAGCUGACAGUCGUCUCCGUCUUUUGGCAGCCAAGUGGAGUAAUUUGCCAAAAAAAGCACUGGAAACAUUGCAACGGGACGUGCUACAAGAAGUGAAGCCAAGUGUUUUUCAGUCACUGCAACAACACUCCCAAGACACUCAUGUACUCGACAAAGAUCUUCGCGACGACCACAUCACCAUCCUCGUAAAGAAAAUCACGGAUUUGUACAGCAAGAUAUUUCUUCACCAGUUCUCGAAAGUCUACUCAGAACGAAUUGUCAGGCAAGAGGCACCAUCAAAACGGCAAAAGCUAAAUAAACUCAUCCUUUUUGGAAACGACUAG
Paramuricea clavata is the source of this 2671-nucleotide messenger RNA. The record is from the annotation of a GenBank genome assembly. NCBI's taxonomy places the organism in Eukaryota, Metazoa, Cnidaria, Anthozoa, Malacalcyonacea, Plexauridae.